AGUGGCUGCAAACUCGAGGAACUACUUAUUGUUGCUUAACGUCAUAUUCUAUCUUCAGUCUUUAAAAAUAAUUCCUACAAGAUUUUGAUUUUUUAUUGUAGAAAAUUAUUAACUAAAAAAGUUUAACAUAGUAAAGAAAACAACAGCAGCUAUAAUGUUAGACGACAAGGACAAGAUCACCCCUACCUCUGAAAACGGAACUUCUCAGGUCAAGAAAUCUCCAAACAAUGAAGAUAUUGCAAAAUCAGAACAACAAAGACGGAAAAGGUCGAGAUCAAGAUCGAGAUCGCCAUCCAGCAAGCGUCGCAGUAAUGGGGACGACAAAUCCAGGACGAAUCGAAGUCCGCAGAAACGAGGCCGGUCUCCUCCCUCAUCAACAAAGGAUUCACGAUCAGGGAGCAGGAGAUCGAGGUCAAGAGAACGAGAGCGAGAUGGCAAUAAUAGCAAUCGGCGAGGAGGUCGUUCUCCCCCUGGGGAUCGGAAGGGGGUUAAGGAUGAAAAGGCCAAGGUGGAUGGCGUUGACUGGAUGCGACCACCGCCAGCCCCCGGAAACAAAUUGUUCAAAAAGGAGGACGGGGAGUUGUUAGAGGAUGAGGAGGUGAAACCCAAGGUGAAGAAAGAACCACUCUCUUUGGAGGAGCUGUUAUCCAAGAAGAAGGCAGAGGAGGAGGAACGAAGCAAGCCGAAGUUUCUAACCAAGGAGGAACGCCAAGCGGAAGCAUUGCGGAAACGACAAGAAGAGGUGGAGAAUGUUAGGAAAAAGCAGGCCGAGGAGAGAUCAAAGCGGAUGAAUUUCCAGAAAGAAGCCGAAGAUUCAAAAAAAUCUGACAGAGAGCGAGAUCGAGAGGCUCGUCGGCGUGAACGAGAACGAGAAAUGAGAGAAAGGAACAAGGACAAGGACGAUAAAGAUGACAAGAUUGGAGAAGUGGAACUUUCUGAAAAGGACAAGGAAAAAGAAUUAGGAGCUAUUAAAGACAGAUAUCUUGGGAUGGUAAAACGAAAGCGGAGAAUGAGAAGACUGAAUGAACGGAAAUUCGUAUUCGACUGGGAUGCUACAGAAGAUACUUCUACAGAUUAUAACCCUUUGUAUAAGGAGAGGCAUCAUGUACAAUUCUAUGGAAGAGGACACAUUGGAGGAAUUGACAUCAAAGCACAGAAAAAAAAUCAGUCAAGAUUUUAUGGCGAUUUGUUAGAAAAACGGAGAACGGAAGAAGAAAAGGAACAAGAAAAGUCCAGAAUUAAGAAAGAAAAGAAGCGUGAAGAGAAACAAAAAUGGGAUGACCGACACUGGAAUGAAAAGUCGUCUGACGAUAUGAAUGAGCGUGAUUGGCGUAUUUUUAGAGAAGAUUACAACAUUUCUAUCAAGGGAGGAAGAAUUCCAAACCCAUUCAGAUCAUGGAAGGAAUCCGUCAUACCUAAAAACAUUUUAGAUAUCAUUGACAAAGUUGGAUAUACGGAACCAACUCCUAUUCAGAGACAGGCUAUUCCUAUUGGUCUCCUUAAUCGAGAUAUAAUCGGUGUUGCUGAAACUGGGUCUGGUAAAACCGCAGCGUUUUUGAUUCCUCUCUUGGUGUGGAUCGAAUCGUUGCCGAAAGUGGACACAUCUCAGGCUGCGGAUCAAGAUCAGGGGCCAUAUGCCAUUAUUCUUGCUCCCACAAGAGAGUUGGCUCAACAAAUUGAAGAGGAAUCUGUCAAGUUUGGACAACCUUUGGGAAUCCGCACCGUUGCUGUCAUUGGUGGUCUAUCCCGGGAGGAUCAAGGUUUUAAACUGCGAAUGGGAUGCGAGAUUGUUAUUGCAACUCCUGGACGUCUAAUAGAUGUUCUUGAAAAUAGAUACCUUGUUCUCAAUCAGUGCACAUAUAUUGUCCUUGAUGAAGCUGAUCGGAUGAUUGACAUGGGUUUUGAGGAGGAUGUCAAGAAAAUUUUAGAUUUUAUGCCAGUGACCAAUCAGAAACCGGAUACAGAUGAUGCUGAAGAUGAGAAAAUAUUGAUGAGUAAUUUUUACUCUAAAAAUAAAUUCCGACAAACUGUGAUGUUCACUGCUACGAUGCCACCAGCUGUUGAAAGAUUAGCACGAACAUACCUGAGAAGACCUGCUGUGGUCUACAUCGGUUCCAUUGGCAAGCCUACGGAGCGUGUGGAACAAAUCUGUUAUAUUCUUUCAGAAGGCGAGAAGAGAAAAAAAUUAGUGGAAGUUUUAGAACGAGGCGUGGAACCUCCAAUCAUUAUUUUUGUCAACCAGAAAAAAGGAGCAGAUGUUUUGGCCAAAGGCCUGGAGAAAAUGGGGUACAGUUCAUGCACCCUUCACGGAGGCAAGGGACAAGAACAGCGUGAUUAUGCUCUUCAAAGUCUCAAGAGUGGAUCCAAGGACAUUUUGGUCGCAACUGAUGUCGCUGGUCGAGGUAUUGAUAUCAAGGAUGUGUCACUUGUUAUUAACUACGAUAUGGGCAAGUCAAUUGAAGAUUAUACACAUCGUAUCGGACGUACUGGCCGAGCUGGAAAGAACGGUAUUGCCAUCACUUUCCUCACAAAGGACGACUCUGCACUCUUCUACGAUUUGAAACAAUUACUGGUAAACAGUCCAGUAUCUACUUGUCCACCGGAUUUGGCAAAUCAUCCCGACGCACAACACAAGCCUGGAACCGUGGUCACAAAGAAAAGACGCGAAGAAAAAAUAUUCGCUUAAUUCGACAACCUACCCCAUAAAUUAUCCUCCAAAACAAGUACUUGUUCGUCAUUUAGUGUUUAAACGUUAAUAAAACGGUUCUUGUUACGUUUUGGAAGACUGAGGCUAACAAUAACAAUGAUGUAAAAAUAAAUGGAAGCCUUCGUUACUUUAAA
This is a messenger RNA of Folsomia candida, 2841 nucleotides long. Its product is annotated as probable ATP-dependent RNA helicase DDX23. The coding region runs from base 155 to 2686 and encodes 843 amino acids. NCBI's taxonomy places the organism in Eukaryota, Metazoa, Arthropoda, Collembola, Entomobryomorpha, Isotomidae. Gene Ontology annotation, cellular component: catalytic step 2 spliceosome. The record is from RefSeq and is a predicted model, not a curated record. The transcript has 16 exons. Gene Ontology annotation, biological process: mRNA splicing, via spliceosome. Gene Ontology annotation, molecular function: RNA binding; RNA helicase activity; ATP binding.